AGGAAAGACCACCUUCACCCCUCUUUUUUGUCUCCCACCUUACACGCCUGGCACCUCAUGCUUUUCGUGCCAGCUCCUCUUGCUUCCAAGGCAGUGGCGGGCCAGUUAAGUCUGGUUCAUGAUGGUUGAGGGCUGGAGAAGCCCUCCCAUCGAGCCUUUCGGGGCUGAACUGAGUUUCGCUGGCUUCGUCUUUCGGGCGAAUUUUCGCCUCAUGGAUGGCCUUUCCAAAGAAAAUGAUCUUCACCUCCUACUGAAAGACCCCCGGCAGGACUGCGCUUCAGAUGCUUCACCUCUUCAAGCUUUCAACUAUAUCAAGCUUUCAUUAGCCCCAUCACCAAAGGGCCAGUACAGCCACAUUUGGAUCAGGAAAUUUGCUCAGACGUGACUUGUCGAAGAGCCUUUCUCUCAAGAUGCGUCAGCAUCCAAAUCCUUUGGGAUGCGUCUCCCUCUGCGGGAGAUGUCUUGACCGGAUCAGCCCGCAACUUGGGCACAUUUGGGUUCGGGUUAAAGGCACCCAAGAGGGCAAGUGGUACCUCAGGCAGACGAGGUGGCAAUACAUGUGAACGGUAUUGGGUGCGUGUCAAAGGCACCAAAGAGGGCAAGUGGUACCUCAGGCAGAUGAGGUAGCAAUACAUGUGAACGGUGGAUUU
Messenger RNA from Aaosphaeria arxii CBS 175.79, 650 nucleotides. RefSeq lists its product as uncharacterized. NCBI's taxonomy places the organism in Eukaryota, Fungi, Ascomycota, Dothideomycetes, Pleosporales. The record is from RefSeq and is a predicted model, not a curated record. The transcript has 2 exons. The coding region runs from base 122 to 385 and encodes 87 amino acids.